Dioszegia hungarica is the source of this 786-nucleotide messenger RNA. RefSeq lists its product as uncharacterized. Gene Ontology annotation, molecular function: histone H2A acetyltransferase activity; protein N-terminal-serine acetyltransferase activity; histone H4 acetyltransferase activity. Gene Ontology annotation, cellular component: nucleus. Lineage: Eukaryota; Fungi; Basidiomycota; Tremellomycetes; Tremellales; Bulleribasidiaceae. The transcript is spliced from 7 exons. Bases 1 to 786 code for a protein of 261 amino acids. The record is from RefSeq and is a predicted model, not a curated record.
AUGUCUGAACGCGCCCGUAUAGAUAAGGCUACCGCGGCUACGAUGUCCGAGCUCGCUCCUGGCUUCCCUCGACAGAUUGGUCCUGCUUCAGAUACUUCAAAGCAUGACAUUAUAGAGCUACAGCUCCGGCCAACUUCACAUCUCGGUCAAACCGCCAGAGACACUCUGUACACGCUGUGGGACCAUAACAUUAGGCCCCUCGCCAAAGGUACGGAGUUCGACGUGCCCGAGGCGGACAAGCGAGAAGAGUUGUUCGAUGCGACCACUCGGUUCCUCUUACUUCUACGAAAGCGCUCAGCAGCGGCUGUCUCAGUCGACGAGGCAAAUACAUCACCGCAUCUUGGGCCAGAGAACAAUACAGCAGCUGCAGGUACAGACGAGCAGGCGAAGCCAAAGAAGAAAAAACGGAAGAAGGUGGAUAAGCUGGACUUUGGACCGGAUGAGCUGGUAGGGUACUGCUCCUUCCGCUUCGAUGUGGAAGAAGAUGCGGAAGUCAUCUACUGUUAUGAGCUGCAGCUCGCCAUAUCUGGCCAGCGGAGAGGGUUUGGUCGGAUCUUGAUUGCGGAGAUGGAGCGGAUAGGGCGGGAAAGAGGGAUGGAGAAGGCCAUGCUGACGUGUAUAUCUGCCAAUGUUCCAGCUAAGGCGUUCUAUGCGAAAAUGGGGUAUGACCUCGAUGAGUAUGACCUAACAAGAAUAACCUCGCCAACAAAGGCGUCAAAAUGGGCAACGACAUCGACCAAGGUCGGAUACUACAUCCUCACCAAACAUCUCCAAACUCCCAUUUGA